Molecule: messenger RNA, 391 nt
Organism: Bipolaris maydis ATCC 48331
Lineage: Eukaryota; Fungi; Ascomycota; Dothideomycetes; Pleosporales; Pleosporaceae
Product: LSM domain-containing protein
Biological process (GO): mRNA splicing, via spliceosome
Cellular component (GO): U4/U6 x U5 tri-snRNP complex; Lsm1-7-Pat1 complex; U6 snRNP
Molecular function (GO): RNA binding
Source: RefSeq, a predicted model, not a curated record
AGCCACCACGACAACACAAAACCAACCUACACCAGACUACGCCACCAUGUCGCUCGAGAAUCUAUUGCCUCUGGAACUCAUCGACAAAUGCGUUGGUUCGCAGAUCUGGGUCAUUAUGAAUGGCGGAAAAGAAUUCACGGGUAAACUGGUUGGAUUUGACGACUACGUCAACAUGGUGCUGGAGAACGUGACUGAGAUCGACCCGGCCGAGGGAAAUGUGCAGCUACCCAAGAUCCUGCUCAACGGCAACAACAUCUGCAUGAUGGUUCCCGGAGGAGAUGGCCAAACAGUGCUAGAGGAGGAGUAAUGGCACAGGCAACAGCAGCAUGGACAAGCGCCGCAGAAUGCGAUGAUGGCCGGGUUUGGGGCUCACAUGAUGGCAAACGGCUUC